Messenger RNA from Durio zibethinus, 808 nucleotides. RefSeq lists its product as uncharacterized. Lineage: Eukaryota; Viridiplantae; Streptophyta; Magnoliopsida; Malvales; Malvaceae. The record is from RefSeq and is a predicted model, not a curated record.
ACGCGGUGGAAUCGCCGCCCCCUAACAGCACAAGACACAUUCCCUUUUAUUACAGUAUCUUCUUAUUAAAGUGAAUGUCCCACACGUCACCCUUCUGUCGGGCCUAAGCCAUUGACUUUCUGCCAAAUCAAACUUGUAAAUGCCAAAUCCUCUCGUGUUAAUAACUAACACCCACUUGGUCUAUAAAUUACUCCGCCGAAUGCCGAUUCACCAACCAUUUGUGAAAACUUUUGCAACUUUGUUUAACGUCCUAAAACCAUGGAAGCAACUACUUUUUCUCUUUGCAAUUCCUUAGCUCUUGCACCACGUCCGUUCUCCGGUGACCCGAUAUGCCGAAAAAAGGGUUUCGGAGGAGCGAAACCGCUGAAUAUCAAAAUACUGGCGGCGAAAAGAGACGCACAUAGUCACAACUUCGAUGGCAAGCUUGUUGAUGAGAGCAUGGUUGUGUUAAGAAAACGAAUUCACGAGAUGAGCAUGUUGGAGAAGAGUUACGAGCCACCCAAGCACUGGAUGGAGUGGGAGAAGCAAUACAAAAAGGCAAAUUAUGACCUCGAUGUUUGCGAAGCAGUAGGGUAUCUGCAAUCCAAACUGAUGGAAACAAGGCCUGGCGUAGCUUUGGGAAUGGGAGCUCUUCUGCUGUUUAGCUUACCAACUUCAAUGGCUGUAGUUUUGUUUCAUGUCAUGGCUAUGAUAAAAGGAUUAUAAUUAAAGGUCAUUUUUUAUUUUUGAUGUGAAUGUUGUUGUAUGAUUGAACAUUUCAUCACGCAUAAUUCUUUAUUUUAUUAAUCAUGAUCUUUUCAUUUGUAAU